CAUCAGCACGAUGGCAACGUCUGAAGGUCGUGAGGUGGUGGCCAUCCUCGAUGCCGGCGCCCAGUACGGCAAGUUGAUUGACCGUUGCGUCCGCGAGCUCAAGGUCGAGACUGACCUGCUCCCACUCAGCGUCUCGGCCGACGAAGUGCGCGCCGGCAACUACAAAGCUGUCAUCAUCUCUGGCGGCCCCAACAGCGUCUACGCCAGCGAUGCACCGCCAUUUGACAGCGCCAUCUUUGAGCUGGGCCUCCCUGUCCUGGGCAUUUGCUACGGCUUCCAGCUGAUCAACAAGACUUUUGGCGGUAGCGUGCAUGCCAAGGAACAUCGUCAAGAUGGCCAGCAGCACGUGUGGCUGGACACCACUUGUGCUCUCUUCAAGGGCCUUUCCGAACAAGAGCUCGUCCUGCUCACGCAUGGUGACUCGAUUGACUCCCCGGCCAAUGGCUUUAGCAUUGUCUCCCGCGCUGGCAGCAUCAUUGCCGGUCUGGCCCACCCCGAGCGCCCCAUCUUUGCUGUUCAGUUUCACCCCGAGGUCGAACUCUCCGUGCAUGGCCGCGACAUGUUCCGCAACUUUCUCUUUGGCGUGGCUGGCUGCUCUGGCUUGUACACCAUGGUGGAUCGCGAGCUGGGUGCCAUCCAGGAGAUUCAGGACACGUUGGGUGACAAAAAGGCCCUCGUGCUCGUGUCUGGUGGUGUGGACAGCUCUGUCUGUGCCGCUCUCCUGAACAAGGCCGUUGGUCAUGAGCGUGUGGUCGCGUUGCACAUCGACAACGGCUUUAUGCGCCUCGAUGAAAGCGUCAAGGUCAAAGUCAGCCUCGAGCGACUGGGCCUGCCUUUGCACGUGAUUGAUGCCUCGGAGGACUUUUACAAUGCCACCACCGAGAUUAAGCGCAAGGACGGCACCACAUACACCACCAAGCGCCUCAAGGAAACCACUGCACCCGAGGAAAAGCGCAAGAUUAUCGGCGAUACCUUCAUGCGCGUGGCGGAAAAGGUUGUCUCUUCGUUCAACCUCAAGCCAGAGGACGUCUUUUUGGCUCAGGGCACGCUCCGUCCUGACCUGAUUGAAAGCGCUUCCAAGCUGGCCAGCUCCAAUGCCGAUGCCAUCAAGACGCACCACAACGACACUGAGCUGGUUCGUCUCCUCCGGGAGCAGGGCCGCGUGCUCGAACCGCUCAAGGACUAUCACAAGGAUGAGGUGCGCGAGCUGGGCCGUCAGCUGGGUCUGGCCACCGACCUCGUCAUGCGACAACCCUUCCCUGGUCCCGGACUCGCAAUUCGCGUGCUCUGCACAGAGGAGCCUUACAUCACGGAUGACUUUGACAGCACGAACAUGCUGCUCCAAGCCUUGGUGGGCCAGACUGUGGAAGACCCCAAAAUUGUUCAGAAGGCCGCCAAUGCCAUCUCCGGCCUAGGCGAUAUUGGUGCUCCGUUGCUGCACCUUAGCGGCUAUCAUGCCACGCUGCUGCCCAUCCGCUCCGUGGGUGUGCAGGGUGACGGGCGUACCUACAGCUACGUUGCGGCUCUCACGUGUGAGGCCGACGAGCCGGAUUGGAGCAUCCUAUUCCUCCUGGCGCGCGUGAUUCCCCGCGUCUGCCACUCUGUCAACCGCAUCGUCUACGCCUGGGGUGCUCCAAUCCUGGGCCCGGUGCGUCAAAUCACCACCACCCACCUCACGCCUCCUGUGUUGCAGCAACUGAAAGAGGCGGACGACGUUGUCAACCGCCUGCUCUUGGAGAACAACCUGAUUCAGACUAUUAGCCAAGUGCCCGUCGUACUGGCGCCCGUCGACCCCGACGCAUCUCUUGACAUGCCCAGCACUCGCCGUAGCGUGGCUAUCCGUACCUUUAUCACCUCGGACUUUAUGACCGGCCGCCCCGUCGUUCCGGGCGAGGAGCUUCCGUUGGCCGUGCUGCGCAGCAUGGUCUCGCAAAUUCAGAAGAUCGAGGGUGUGAGCCGCGUCAUGUACGACCUCACCGCCAAGCCGCCGGGCACCACCGAGUGGGAAUAGGCGCUGUGGCUGUGCGAUUUCUUUCCUGCUCCCCCUCUUGUUCUUUUCGUGCCUCGUCGUGUCUCUCGUUCGCCCGUUGUGUUGGCUUGAGUCAAUGAAGAUGUCCCUGUUCUAAUUGCACCUCGUGCACGUGCACACGGCUCGAUGCCUGUGGCUGUGCAGAUGCUGGCCCAACACAAAUUGUACAUUGGC
Messenger RNA from Monosiga brevicollis MX1, 2203 nucleotides. RefSeq lists its product as uncharacterized. The transcript is spliced from 15 exons. Gene Ontology annotation, molecular function: ATP binding; GMP synthase activity; GMP synthase (glutamine-hydrolyzing) activity. NCBI's taxonomy places the organism in Eukaryota, Choanoflagellata, Craspedida, Salpingoecidae. Gene Ontology annotation, biological process: GMP biosynthetic process. The coding region runs from base 11 to 2011 and encodes 666 amino acids. The record is from RefSeq and is a predicted model, not a curated record. Gene Ontology annotation, cellular component: cytosol.